Carya illinoinensis is the source of this 891-nucleotide messenger RNA. RefSeq lists its product as uncharacterized. The transcript has 2 exons. The record is from RefSeq and is a predicted model, not a curated record. The coding region runs from base 1 to 891 and encodes 296 amino acids. NCBI's taxonomy places the organism in Eukaryota, Viridiplantae, Streptophyta, Magnoliopsida, Fagales, Juglandaceae.
AUGGACAAUCUGUUGGAUGAGGACCCAUUCUUCACCACUCUCUUACAAAGUGGAGGAGAAUGUCCUAUUACCACUCCAACAUUCUCACAGCAUUCUAAUGUUGUGGUCGCUUCAACCCCCCUUCACGGUGAAAAGAGGCCUCCAACAAAAAAAGUUCAAAGAGGAGCUUCUUUCACUGUUGAGGAGGAUAAUGUACUUGUCUCUGGUUGGCUCAACAUUAGUAUUGAUGCCAUUCGAGGAACUGAUCAGAAAUCCACUCAAAUGUGGGAGAGGAUUUCUGAAUUUUAUUACGAAUAUAAAAAACCACAAACUAUGAACCGUUCGGUUGGAUCAUUGAUCAAUCGUUGGUCCAUGAUUCAGAAAUGCACAAAUAAGUUUUGUGCAUAUCUAGCUCAAGUAGAGUCAUUGCACCCGAGUGGUGCAACCGAACAAGAUAAGAAUCUUUUGAGACACCAACCCAAAUGGCAUCAACAUUUGAAUACGCUGAAUACGAGGAGAAAGCCACAUGAUAAACGUCCUUCCAAUGAGCAGUCAAGUGAAGUUUUGGGCGAUGUUGUGGAGGAGCAUGUUGAAAGGCCUGCUGGAAAAAAGGCUGAAAAGGAAAACUUGAGGAAGCGAAAGGCUCAAGAAUCAUCUGAUGCUGAGUUCAACACGGCAUUAGGAGCAAUGACCGAGGAUAGACGAUUGUUCAUGGCGGAGAGAAGAGAAUGGCAGACGAAGGUUGAUCGUGAUAGAGGUGCACAACUGGAUCUUGAUAAAAGAAAGUUUGAUGCUGAGAUGAUGGGCAAGGAUCUUUCUGGUAUGAAUGACAUGCAGCAAGCCUACUUUCGUAAAGUUCAGAAAAAAAUUUGGGAAGAGUCAAUGAGUGAUUCAGAUGGUAUAUCCGAAUGA